Messenger RNA from Erigeron canadensis, 3879 nucleotides. RefSeq names its product trafficking protein particle complex subunit 11. The coding region runs from base 132 to 3689 and encodes 1185 amino acids. NCBI's taxonomy places the organism in Eukaryota, Viridiplantae, Streptophyta, Magnoliopsida, Asterales, Asteraceae. The record is from RefSeq and is a predicted model, not a curated record. The transcript has 9 exons.
CUGGUUUAAGAUUUAUAAAAUCGGGUUUGGGUCGGAGAUGGAAGGAAGGUGAAGAGCAAGAAUACCCCGUCAUCAAAUCUCAAUAAGGAAACCCUAAUAAUAAUAAUAAUAAUUAUAAGAAGAAGAAAGAAAUGGAAGAUUAUGGGGAAGAAGUAAGAACACCACCUGUAACAUUAGUAUCAAUUGUAGGCGGCGAUCAACAUGUUCAGACAACAAUCUUAACUCAUCUUCACUCUCAACAACCACCCAUCAAUACACUCGCAUUACCUGAUUUCUCUACCAUCUCUCAACUCCUCCUUUCCAAAUCUCAAAAAAAGGAUUUUGAAGACGAACAUCAAUUGCCAUCCGAGUUUUCUAAGACUGGCAUUAUAAAACGUGAUUGGUUAUCGAAACAUCGUACUAAGGUUCCAGCUGUUGUUGCUUGUUUAUUCGAUGCUGCAGAUCUUCUUCUUGCCCCCAAUCCAAACCACCCCUUCACCCAUCUCGAUAACCUCAAAUCAGUUAUUAGAGGGAGGAAUAUUAAACUGGUUGUCGUGGUUGUUCUUCCCUUUCAUUCUAAAGAUUCUAUAACCGAGGAUCGCAUGGUAGCUUUGCGCAAGCGUGCUGAAUUAGAUGCCAAAUCUGUUAUCACUUUUAUUCCAGACAAUGCCUUUGAGUUGAACCAAUCGCUAAACAGGCUAGGAAGCAUAUUCUCGGAGCUAGCUGUUACCUUUUACAGAGAUGAAGGAAGAAGGAUUAAAAUGCGACUUGAGAAAAAGAACUAUGGCGGCAUAGAGUUUAAUGUCCGUUAUUGCUUUAAAGUUGCUAUAUAUGCAGAAUUCAGGAGAGACUGGGUUGAAGCUUUAAGGAUGUAUGAGGAUGGCUACCAUGCACUGCGAGAGAUGAUUGGGACAUCUACUAAAUUGCCAGCAAUCCAACGGUUGGUUGAGAUCAAAACAGUUGCAGAGUUAUUUCAUUUCAAGAUAUCAACAUUGCUUUUACAUGGUGGAAAGAUUGUAGAAGCAAUCAAAUGGUUUCGUCAGCACAAUGCUUCUUAUAAAAAGGUCACGGGGCCUCCAGAAGUAGCUUUUCUACAUUGGGAAUGGCUAAGCAGGCAGUUUUUAGUGUUUGCUGAAUUGCUUGAAAGUAGCAAUGCAACUAUGCAAAGCAUUUCCUCUCCAGUAAUAAGUGUCGCAGAUAGAACCUCGGCUGAUUGGGAAUUCCGCCCAGCAUACUAUUAUCAGCUUGCUGCUCAGUUUUUGAAGGAGAAGAAAAUAUGUGUAGAAAAUGCUCUUUCCAUGACAGAUGCUAUUGCUGACACCGAUGAGACUUCUGAUUCUAUUGUGCCUUCUCUUUAUGUGGGUCAGUUUGCUCGAUUACUUGAUCUCGGGGGCACGUCUGUAAUGCAACUCAUUACAGAUGAAGAUUACAUCCAAUUUGCUCUUUCUGAAGGGAAAAAAAUCAGGGACUCGAUUGAAAUAAUUGGUUUACUGAAUAAAUCAUUUGAUGCAUACAAUAACUUAAAAGCUCAGAGGGCAGCGUCUCUUUGCAGGCUUCUAAUGGCAAAAGAAUAUUUCAUUUUUGGUGACUUUUCUAAUGCAAAACACCAUUUUGACAAACUCGCAAGUCUCUACAGGCAAGAGGGUUGGGUCACUUUGCUAUGGGAAGUGCUUGGUUAUCUUCGAGAGUGCUCAAGAAGACUUGGUUCAGCCCAAGAAUUUAUCGCGUGUUCACUUGAAAUGGCAGCAAUGCCAGUUUCAUCAAUUUCUUGUCUUCCAACAUUGAAGGAUUGUGGGCCUGGUGGCUCCCCAUGUCUAAAUCAAGUGGAAGUUAUACACAAUGAAGUAUUCUCAAUAGUUCGAGAAGAAUUGAGUGAAGAAAACAUGGAUGUGAAAGUAAACAGUGAUCACCCGCUUCAUCUUGAAAUUGAUCUUGUGAGUCCCCUUAGAGUGGCACUUCUUACAUCCGUGGCUUUUCAUGAACAGAUUGUUAAGCCACAUGCACCCACUUUAAUUACAUUAUCACUCCUAUCACAACUUCCAUCUCCAGUUGAGAUAGAUCAGUUAGAGAUCCUGUUUAAUCAAUCUGAGUGCAAUUUUAUUAUUGUAAAUGCUCAAAGGCGUGAGUCAUCAGCAAUCACCCACAUUCAUCCUGAUCGAAGAGUAGAGACUGUCCCUGUACUACAACUGUUUACAAAUAAGUGGUUACGCUUAACGUAUGACAUCAAGUCAGUUAAUAGUGGGAAGCUGGAAUGCACAUAUGUAAUUGCUCGAAUUGGGCCCCACUUCAGCAUAUGUUGUGGAGCUGAAAGUCCUGCCAAUAUCCAUGAGUUACCUCUGUGGAAGUUCGAAGACCGUUUUGAAGCUUCUCCAACUAAGGACCCUGCUAUUGCAUUCUCGGGUAUGAAAGUCACCCAAGUCGAGGAGCCUGAUCCCCAAGUUGAACUGAAGUUAGGGUCCAUUGGGCCUGCUUUGGUUGGAGAAAACUUCAUGUUACCUGUUACUCUCACUUCCAUAGGCCAUCCGGUCCAUUCCGGUGAACUAAAAAUCAAUCUAGUUGAUACCCGAGGUGUUGGUUUGCUUAGCCCACGGGAGGCUGAACUUUCCUCCACUGACAAUCUUUAUGUCGAGCUUCUCGGUGUAUCUAGUGAUGAUCAUUCAGUAGUGGGAUCCAAUGAUAAUAUAAGGAAAAUUCAACAGUCAUUCGGAUUGAUAUCUGUUCCAUUUCUGAAUGUUGGGGAUUCAUGGUCAUGCAAUCUGGAGAUCCAAUGGCAUCGUCCUAAACCAAUCAUGCUGUAUGUUUCACUUGGGUACUCUUCCAUAAGCAGUGGCCCAAAAGUUCAUGUCCAUAAAAGCUUACAAAUUGAAGGAAAAACUCCAGUUGUCAUCAGCCACUCUCUAAUGCUACCCUUCAGGCGGGACCCAUUAUUGCUCUCGAAAAUCAAACGGUCUCCUGAUUCUGGUCAAACGGCAUCACUUCCUGUAAAUGAAACUAGCAUACUCGUUAUUAAAACCACAAAUUGCACUGAGGUCCCGUUGAGAUUGCUCUCGGUGUCUAUUGAAUCUGAAGACAAUGUUUCUCCCAAACUCAAAACUACGUGCACUAUUCAAUCUGGAAACCCAGAUUUUGAAGAUGUCACACUUUUGGUUCCCGGAGAAGAGUUUAAGAAAGUAUUUUCGGUGAAACCAGAGUUGAACGUAUCAAAGCUUAACAUGGGAAGUGUGUGUUUAAGAUGGAGACGGGAUCAUGAAUCAUCCAAAGAGGUUGUCACUAAACAAAGUUUACCUGACAUGAAUGUAGAGUUUCCUCCAUUAGUUGUCAGUUUAGAGUGCCCUCCUCAUGGUGUCCUUGGUGAACCGUUCACAUAUUUUGCUCGAAUUUAUAAUCAAACAAAGUUGCUACAAGAAGUUAAAUUUUCAUUAUCAGACUCACAAAGUUUUGUUUUGUCUGGGCCCCACAAUGACACAACCUUUGUUCUACCAUUAUCGGAGUAUAUCCUAAGUUACAAACUUGUUCCAUUGAGUUCAGGUUCAUUACAGCUACCACGGGUUACGAUAACCUCUGUCCGAUAUUCAGCUGGAUUCCAACCAACACUUGCCGCUUCUACCAUUUUCAUAUUCCCUUCAAAACCACAAUUUCAGCUGGCUGAUCCAGGGACGGGGAAGAAGUUUAUUGCAGCUGAACAGAUUCCUCGCCAGAUUCCGGCAUGAUUUUGUACAAGUUCUUGUGUUAUUUUUUGCUUUCUUUGGGAUGAAUUUUAUAAGGUGGAGCUGCGCCUGAUUGCUAAAUUUAUAUGCGGGUCAAGAUUUGAUGCCGUUGUUAAUGUUGUUCAUUUUCUCAUUACUACACAUUGUUGGUUACUUUUUUAGGUCAUACUAUAUUAUACAUGAUUGUUUCUAA